Cuscuta campestris is the source of this 1013-nucleotide messenger RNA. The record is from the annotation of a GenBank genome assembly. NCBI's taxonomy places the organism in Eukaryota, Viridiplantae, Streptophyta, Magnoliopsida, Solanales, Convolvulaceae.
GCCACCUCCGACGGUUCGACCUCACGCGGACACGGUUCUCGAGGAAGACACUCCGUCUCUUCGUUUCCUACUGUCCCAGAUCAUUUAAUCGGGGACGCUAUGACGGAUGAAGAAUUCAACCAGAUUUAUUCUGGUAGAGGAGACGCGAAUCUCCCCACUCUUGAUAGUCUAUUCGAGGAUGUUGAUGAAGCAGGACUGGAUAAUCUUGACGGGGACGAUGAGCCUACACCGCAAAGCAACGACGUCGACGUGGAGGCAGGUGAGCCCGAGACCUCUCGAGGUCCGGACAAAGGUAAGAAAAAAUAUAAAUCAGAAUUAUUUGUUUAUCAUUUUGACAAAGACACAAAAGAUGGCAUAGUUUAUGGAACUUGUAAACAUUGCGGGACCGUCAUAAAAAUGGGAGUUUCCGGCGGUUAUGGCGGUCCGGAAAAACACCUAAGGUCGAGGCAUCCCGUGGAGUACGCCAAAUACGGGGCCAAAAAAAGGGACGACAAGAAGUGCAAACCCAAAUUUCUCGGUUUGCUAACAGAGCCAUAUGAAACGAUCAUGGCGGAGAGUUCGAACGAGAUCUCUUUACAGCACCCUUUCCGCUGCGUUAACCAAGCCUCGUUUCUCAACAGCCUUGACAUCACCCUUUCUUGGAUUGACACCAACGUCUCCCAAAUGGCCCAAAACAUCAACAUUUUGAGUCGUAAGCUUCACGGGUAUUUUGACUUUGUCAACUACCCUUAUGCUCAAAUGGUCCCUUACGUUCCUCCGCCAAACUUUGGGGGUGAACCAAGUGGGACAAAUGACGUUAGAGUUGAAGAUGGCGAAGAAGAAGAAGAAGAAGAAGAAGAAAAGGAAGAGGAAGACAUCGUCGAAGACCAACUCCUCGAUGAUCUCUCCCCAGAUUUCUAGAGCUCUAGCUCUUUUCUCUUUUCUCUUCCUAUUUUUUAUGCAUUUUAAAAUUUGCUUCUGUUGUGUACUCCGCUUUUUCCCUUAAUUUAAAAAAAUAAAAUGUUUAUGGUUUU